Colletotrichum destructivum is the source of this 1305-nucleotide messenger RNA. Its product is annotated as Putative NAD-dependent epimerase/dehydratase, NAD(P)-binding domain superfamily. The record is from RefSeq and is a predicted model, not a curated record. The coding region runs from base 1 to 1305 and encodes 434 amino acids. Lineage: Eukaryota; Fungi; Ascomycota; Sordariomycetes; Glomerellales; Glomerellaceae. The transcript has a single exon.
AUGAGCACCGCCGCCUCCCUCCGCCGUGACGGCAUCUACCGAAACCUACCGACCUUUGACGACUCCGUCACCGGGCUCACAGCCAUCAUCACUGGCGCCAACGGCAUCUCGGGCUUCAACACCAUGCGGGCCCUGCUCAGCAGCCCCCAGCGCUGGACCAAGAUCUACGCCCUCUCACGCAGCCCGCCCCCGGAGCCCAUGAUGGCCCUGCUCUCGCCCGAGGCCCGCUCCCGCGUCGAGGUCGUCACCUGCGAUUUUCUCCAGGACGCCGAAACCCUCGGCGAGACCUUCAAGCGCGCCGGCGUCCGCCACGCCGACCACGUCUUCUUCUACUCCUACAUCCACAAGGACUGGUCCGAGGCCGAAGCCCUCGUCGAGAGCAACGUCGCCCUCCUUGAGAACUUCCUCGGCGCCCUCGAGGUCGCCAGCGUCAGGCCCGCCCGCUUCGUCCUCCAGACCGGCGGCAAGAACUACGGCAUGCAUAUCGGCCGCGCGCGCACGCCGGUCGUCGAGUCGGACCCCCAGCCGCGCCACCUCCAGCCCAACUUCUACUACCCGCAGGAGGACCUGCUCAGGGACUACUGCGAGAGGAACGGCGUUUCGUGGAACGUCAUCCGCCCCGCCGCCGUCAUCGGCACCUCGAUGCACGCCGCCAUGAACACAUUCUACCCCUUCGCCGUGUACGCCAUCGUGCAGGCGCGCAAGGGCGAGCCCAUCGCCUUCGGCGGCGACUGGGAGCAGUGGCAGUACGAGUACUACCACUGCUCCGCCAUCAUGACGGGCUACCUGACUGAGUGGGCGGCCCUACAGGAGGACUGCGCCGACGAGGCCUUCAACGCCCAGGACGGCGGGCCCCUCAGCUGGGAGCGCUACUUCAGCGAGCUGGCCCGCUGGUUCGGCGCCAAGGGCGUCGUCCCGCCCCCGGAGGACGAGUCGAACCUCAAGACGAUCGAAGGGAAGCGCGGGAAGGACACGCCCCUCGGCUACGGACCGCCCCUGUCGUCCAAGCAGAGCUUCUCCCUGGCGGACUGGGUCAAAGACGAGAAGAACGCUGCCGUCUGGCGGGAGAUUAUGGAGGAGUCGGGCGGCAAGAUCACGCAGGACCCCUUCAAGGACCCGGAGUCUUUUCUCAUGAGCGACUUUGCUUAUGUGAGGUUCGGCAGCCUGUCAUUGAAUAAAGCCAGAAGGUUCGGGUGGACUGGGUUCGUCGACACCAUGGAGAGCAUCUUUGAGAUGUACCAGGAGAUGGAGAAGCUCGGCAUGCUCCCAGCGAUGGAGGUCCCCUCGGCUCGUCCGCUGUGUUAG